CAUAUAUAGUACACCAUUGGGCGACAAAGUUGUCAAACAUUGCAUUUGCAGACAACAUGAGUGCAAACGGCGUGACUCUGGUGUCCAGUAAUCGGUGUUUUGGUGGUCGACAGGAGGUGUACAGUCAUGACAGCGAACAACUCAAGUGUAAAAUGCUUUUCUCGAUAUACAUCCCACCGAAAGCCGUGGAUGGCGUCAAAGUGCCGGUGCUUUACUGGCUGUCGGGUCUCACCUGUACGGAGCAAAACUUCAUCAUUAAGUCCGGCUUUCAGAGAUAUGCGUCCGAUGAGGGCAUUGUAGUGGUCGCACCCGACACCAGUCCUCGUGGGCUCAACAUUGAGGGCGAGGACACCGAUUAUGACUUCGGAACCGGCGCUGGAUUUUACGUGGACUCCACUCAAGACAAAUGGAAAGACAAUUACCGGAUGUACUCUUAUGUGACCAAAGAGUUGCCACUAAUUAUUGAGCAAAACUUUGCGGUCAUAAGUGGCUGUCAAUCGAUUACUGGGCACAGUAUGGGAGGUCACGGGGCGCUCAUCUGUGCCCUUAAGAACCCGGGGCUUUACAGGUCUGUGUCCGCAUUCGCACCCAUUGCUAACCCCUCUAAAGGCAAAUGGGGGCAGAAGUGCUUUAAAGGAUAUUUGGGUGAUAACCCUAAAGACUGGGAGGAAUGGGAUUCAACUCUAUUAGUUGACAAAUAUAACGGACCGCCACUUAAUCUGCUUAUAGAUCAGGGCUCAACCGACCCUUAUUUGGCCGAUGACCUGAUGGGCAAGAAUUUUGUGGAGUCCUGUGCCGGCGCUAAAGUGCCAGUAAUAUACCGUUUGCAGGAGGGGUACGACCACUCAUUCUUCUUUGUGUCCACUUUUAUUGGUCAACACAUUGCACACCACGCGAAGGCUUUGUAUGAUUCCAUCGCUUAAGACAAUUGUUUUGAUUGAAAUCAAAUGAUUUGUGUUACUGUACUGUAAUGUAAUGAUCAAACAAACACAACAAUGACUAUAUAUUUUCAAAUGGAUAGACUGUACUG
Molecule: messenger RNA, 1030 nt
Organism: Oppiella nova
Lineage: Eukaryota; Metazoa; Arthropoda; Arachnida; Sarcoptiformes; Oppiidae
Source: the annotation of a GenBank genome assembly